AUGGCUUAUACGUUUUUGUUGAUCAUCUUUAUGAUAUGCAUUGACCAAGGUGACGGACAUUGGAAGGAAAAGGAGAGAGAAAACCUUAGACACGAUAUUCAGGCGUACAAAGAAUUGGCAGAAAAAAUUGAACGGGAGAUAGAAAGUUUUUAUGAUAAGAAUCCGGAAGAACGCUAUAAGGAAGAUGAUUUUAGUACCAUACACUACAAAAAUGUAGCGAAUAUGAUAAACCAUCAAAAAGAAACAGGGAAAGAUGGUAUCAAGACUACGAAAGAUGAUAACGUUUUUAAUACACACCUAAAUAACGUAACGAGUAGUGGAUCGUCAGAGUCUAAAAAUUAUGAAGGAAAUUUAGUAAAAGUAACUUUUAAAAACAAUCAACCCGUUAAAUCUGAGAUAAUAAAUUCACCUUGGCCAAAAUUCGAAGACAUUCUUUUAGCUAUGGGGAGAAAAUAUGACUGGAAAAAUGAUAGAUGGAUUAAAGUAAAAGGGAAAUUAAAAGGACUCGCCAACAUAAUGAAUUCCAAGGCAGUAGAUAAAAACAAUAUCGAAUUUCAUGAAAAACACAAGUUUAGCUACAGAAUCGUAAAACUUAAUAAAAGUAAGAGUAGACGAAAUGUCGUGGUAGCUGUAUCAGCUGUGAGAUAG
Molecule: messenger RNA, 648 nt
Organism: Arctia plantaginis
Lineage: Eukaryota; Metazoa; Arthropoda; Insecta; Lepidoptera; Erebidae
Source: the annotation of a GenBank genome assembly